GUCGGAAAACGCUGGCUUCGCCCUUAUGAAUUUUAAUCAUGCUCUGAUUCACAGCCACAAAGGAAAUUCUGCUGCUGCUUCGAAAACUUCAUAACAGCUUUGACUAAAACACAAGUGGCUUGUGGCUGCGGUGUCCAGUAGGAGAAUGGGCAUUUUGAAGGGCAGAUCCGCCGCAGUCGUGCUGUUCUCGCUGCUCCGCCUGUGCGCAACUGUGAGCGGUACCGCAGUUGCGUGCGCAGACAUCGCGGUGGACGUGCAGACGGCGGUGCGACCGCUGAGGCACUUCUGGAGGAGCACCGGCUUCUGCCCUCCACUUCCUCAUACCCAAGCUGACCAAUAUGACCUGAGCAGAGAUGAGCAGUUAAACCUUGCCUAUGUGAGCUCUGUGCCCCAUGGCGGCUUGGAGCAGGUUCGAAUCCACUGGCUGCUAGAGCUGGUAACAGCACAGGUUGUUGAAGGAGUGCCUCGUUACAAUUUCACAAAUCUCGACCAGCUGAUUGAACUUCUUUGGCAGAACGGUCUUCGUCCUGGCUUUGAAUUGAUGGGCAGUGUUUCCAACUACUUUACGGAUUUCGAGGAGAAGCAGCAGGUUGCGGAAUGGCGGAACCUAGUGUAUCUCGCUGCUAGAAGGUAUAUUGAGAAAUAUGGCCUGGACUAUGUCUCCCAGUGGAACUUUGAAACAUGGAAUGAGCCAAACAAUCAUGAUUUUGACAAUAUCACCAUGUCAAUCCAAGGGUUCCUGAAUUACUAUGACGCUUGCUCCGAGGGUCUUAGGGAUGCCAGCCCCACCUUGCGAUUUGGGGGCCCAGGGGAUUCCUGCCAUUCCUAUCCCCACUCCCCUUACUGCUGGGCUUUGCUGGAGCACUGCCACAAUGGAACCAAUUUCUUCACUGGGGAGACUGGGGUUCGGUUGGAUUACAUUGCCCUCCACAAGAAGGGUGGUGGAGGAUCCCUUCCCAUUCUGCAGCAGGAAGUUGAGACAGUGAAAGAAAUUCAGGAGCGAUUUCCAUCAUUCAGAUCUCUACCAGUGUACAAUGAUGAGGCAGACCCUUUGGUGGGCUGGUCUAAACCCCAGGACUGGAGGGCAGAUGUGACGUACGCUGCCAUGGUGGUGAAGGUGAUAUCUCAGCACCAGGAUCUGAUCAUCGGUGACCCAGACUCUACCAUACACUAUGCCCUCCUGAGCAACGACAAUGCCUUCCUGAGCUACCAUCCCAAUCAAUUUACGCAGCGCACGCUAACUGCCCGGUUUCAGGUCAACAACACUCAGCCUCCACAUGUACAAUUGCUGAGGAAACCAGUCCUCACUGUUAUGGGCCUUCUGGCUCUGCUAGGAGAGACUCAGGUGUUUUCCUAUAUUGUUCUGGAGGGGUCUGCCACAGAUGACACCAUAGGGGUCCUGGCCAGUACCCACAAGUCCCCUGUCCCUGGGACUUCUGACAGCUGGCAGUCAGCCAUACUGGUCUACAGUAGCAAGGACAACCACACUGUCCCCUCUGCCAACCAUGUCACGCUCCAGCUCAGCGGGUUCUCGGGUCAGAAGGACCUGGUGUACAUUACCUACUACCUGGACAACAACAGCUCCAACCCAUACCAGCUGUGGCAGAGCUUUGGGAGUCCAGAUUACCCCACAGCCAAGCAGUUCCAGCAGCUACGCAAUCUGGGGGAGCCACAAGUGCGAGGGCCCCUUCCUUUCCCCUCGGAGGGAACACUGACCCUGAAGGUGGAACUUCCUGUGCCAGCAGUUCUCCUUGUACAUGUGUGUGCCCGCCCAAAGGCAACACCAGAACAGGUGAAUGGGUUACGCUUCAUAGCUGUCACCAAAGGACAGGUUCUGGUUGUGUGGUCAGAUCGUUCUGUCCGUUCAAGAUGCAUUAAAACUUAUGAAGUGGAAUUUUCUACCGAUAACAGAAAAUUUCGGAGGAUUAAUACACAGGACAGUAUAUUCACAUCAUAUGUGUUUGCCCCAGAGAACCUGGAUGUUUGUGGCUUCUACAGAGUGCGUGCAGUGGAUUACUGGGGUAGGCCAGGGGAGUACUCACAAAGUGAGAAAUUCUGUGGGAAGCACUGACUGGCCACAUCGACAGUUACCAUGUUUACUAUGCAGCAACAAUGGCAUUUGUUUCACUGAAAGGAAACUGCACUUUUAAAUCUGUAGAGCUUUAUUUUUGAUUGUUUUUGUGAAUACUUAAGCGCUUAAUUUUUGUUAAUUUUCAUUUAAAGUAAUUGUGUGUGUAUCUGUGUUUUGUUGCCUCUGUUCACCUUCUCAGAUUUUGUAUAACUGACUUAUUUUUAUGUCUAAUUUCUGGUUGUAUUUUGACCUCUACCCCAGAUGAA
Messenger RNA from Scleropages formosus (Asian bonytongue), 2337 nucleotides. It is a transcript of the gene idua, whose product is annotated as alpha-L-iduronidase. The coding region runs from base 146 to 2071 and encodes 641 amino acids. NCBI's taxonomy places the organism in Eukaryota, Metazoa, Chordata, Actinopteri, Osteoglossiformes, Osteoglossidae. Gene Ontology annotation, molecular function: protein binding; L-iduronidase activity. Gene Ontology annotation, biological process: carbohydrate metabolic process. The record is from RefSeq and is a predicted model, not a curated record. The transcript is spliced from 14 exons.